Messenger RNA from Microplitis mediator, 1852 nucleotides. RefSeq lists its product as uncharacterized. The transcript has a single exon. The coding region runs from base 1 to 1821 and encodes 606 amino acids. Lineage: Eukaryota; Metazoa; Arthropoda; Insecta; Hymenoptera; Braconidae. The record is from RefSeq and is a predicted model, not a curated record.
AUGACUUACGAAGGUACGAGGUCAACAAACCCACCGAGUUAUUCACCUGCGAGUCAACGGAGCCGUUACUCUCAGCCCAAUCUGCCGACUUUGUUAAUUCCUUACAGCGAUAUUAAUCGAUCUAGUGUGUCUACUGAUCGACGGAUACGGAUGUCGCAGCCUACUUUAAACUCCAGCUUCUCAGGAAUGAGUUUUACUAGUAUGAAAGGUCAUCGUUUGUCUUACUCUAGUCUCAGGACCUCUGGUGAUAAUAGUAUUAAUCUACCACCCCAAGAGGAACGUCUCUCGAUACCUAAUGUUCACUCAAUGCAACUUGGUGACAAUGUCAAGUACUACGGUGGACAUCGUGGCUCGCGUCUCUCCCAACCUGAUAUUCGUCGGAUGCUAAGAGCGCCUGAUCCAAAUAAACGUGAGCGGCUUUCACAACCUACUCUAGUAACAGGUGAUUACUAUCCGCCGCGUAUGCAGCAUCAGAGGUUAUCACAGCCUUGUUUAUUAACCACUUGGAACGAGAAACCUGUUGGAUUGUUGUCUCCGAUUAAACAAAAACGUUUUGGCCCGGCGGUUAAAAUUAGUCAACGCGAAAGACUGUCUCAGCUAGACUUUGGAGCGAGAUUUCAUCAUAAAGAGACUAAAACUAAUCGCGAUCGGUUUUCGAUACCUGAACUAGAGACGCAGAAUGAUUUAAAACUUAUUGCUGGGUCUCCAAAGCAACGGUUCAGUCUUGACAGUCAAUUGAAUCCAGAUAACCGUGUAAGAAGAUUGCUGCCAAUAGCCAGUUCCCCAAUUUUUGAACAUGGAUUUGGCAAAGAUGGUAAAAAUGGACAUUUACAUACUGAAGGACUAGAGAGUGUAAUUGUUGCUACAGCAACUCCUCUGAUGCCUUCAGCGGAUCGACAAUUUCUUGCGCCUAUUCUGAAAACUCCAAUCGGUCCUUUACCUAAUCUACCAAUUCCUUUGGUAACUUCUCCACGUGAGCGAAUGUCUGUGCCGGAAAUACGAAGUUCUAGUUUGCGAAGACUGCUCGAUCCUCCUUCUAAACAACGACACAGCAUCGCUGGUCUGCGUCAGCCGUUGGUUCACCAAGAAACUAGCCAAGAAAAUGAAGAAAAAGACGGAGGAGUUGAUCCGGUAAAGAAACCGGUAAAAAUUGAACUGGAAAAAAUGGAUGAACAAGCUGAAAUAGAAGACACCAUCAUCCAGCCUAAACAUAUUCAAAGACACUUCUCGUAUACUUAUGACACGAAAGACGAGCCUGCGGAAGUAAUAGGUAAGCUCAGUGUUGCAUUACCGAGAAAAAAGUAUUUAGAAAGUAAUUUCGAUGAGAACGAGCAAGUUAUUACAACAGUUAUUGAAACUGAGAUACCUAUGAUAUUAUCUAGUCCAAAGUAUAUGAAGAAAACUCAUGUAUACGCCAGCGAAGCGCCAAAGUGGAUGAAAAAAUGCCUCGAGAGUCCGAGUAAGAAACCUGAGACGGAAAAAAGUCACGUGUUAAAGCUUAAUAACCAACGCAAUACUCUAAAAACUAAUAAGAGUCCAGAUAAAAUAACUAAAAAGAAAACAACUUCACCUUCGAAAAAUGUUGCGCGCAAGAAUCCAGGUAUCAAGGAAAAUAUUAUGGAUGUUACGUCUUCAGUGACUUCGGUUAUCAUCGACGAGUGUAAAACAAGUCCCAAGGAUACUUGUGUAAGAAUCAAGUCAUCGGGAAAUGGAGAAAAUAAAUAUGAAGUUGCUAUUAAUUCAGAUUGGUCUGAAACGGAUAUUUGUAGAUUGUAUGGAAUUGAUUGCGAUACAGACAGUGAAGAUUCAACUUCAGUAUAAAAAUAUAUAUCAAAUAUGUGUAUAUUUACUU